Molecule: messenger RNA, 1058 nt
Organism: Thrips palmi
Lineage: Eukaryota; Metazoa; Arthropoda; Insecta; Thysanoptera; Thripidae
Exons: 1
Coding region: 77-673 (198 amino acids)
Molecular function (GO): NAD+ poly-ADP-ribosyltransferase activity
Source: RefSeq, a predicted model, not a curated record
GCGUUGAAGCGUGCACACCCUCCGUGAUUAACUGGAAAAUCUUCUGCAAAUCAAGAAUCUAAAUCCAGGAACUUCAAUGGCGCUGGAGAGCUCCAUUGCCAUUGAAUAUUACCACCUGGAUCCGCCCUUGGAAGAGGAGCAGACACCCCUGCCAUACGGAAGUGUGGAAUACGCCGCAGUGGAGCGCCUACUCGUUGGAUCCCUCAAGGGCUAUAGGCUUUCAGUGAAAGACAUAGUAGCGCUGCACAACCCGCGAACUUAUGAGAAAUUCGCCGACAACGUGGAGCUGUACAGGCACAAGCCCGGAGCCGUAGUGAUGCGUCUCUUGCACGGGACACGGCCGGACAACGUAAACGCCAUCUUCGAAUCCAACUUGAAGCUCAGUAAGACUAACCUGACUGACGAAAAUCGUAACAGCAAAUGGUACUGUGGAGAGGGAUUUUACUUCACGAACAGCGCGCCGUACGCGUGCAGUCCACGUUUUACCGGAUUUGGGGAGAAGCACCUCCUCUUGUUUGACGUGUUGGUGGGGAGUGUGGCCCGACUCCCACGGGGCAAGAUGUACCCGCCGGAGGGAAUCGACACCACGCAGCCCGAAGACGAAACUGUUGAGUCUUACGCGAAAUUUGGAGAGGACUUGUUUUAUCCGACCCACCUCAUCGUGUGCAAUUGAACACGCAAGCAAGCGCAAUAGUCGUCGACGGGGUAUUCCUAAGUGAUCAUCUGACAGACCAGGAACCCCACGGUCGAUACGCUGUUUUGUACGAAUGCCACACAAUUACGUAGAGAGUAAUCGCUGUUACGCAAUAUUGCGCAAAUAUCACGCAGUUAUUACGCUUCCAUUGCGCCCCGAAGGUCCAGCAUUAGACAGUUUUGGCGAAUAAUUGUCAUCUUAUUACGCGUAAUAACCGAUCUGAGCGAACAGACUAUUGCGCCUGAAAAUAGCCCCUCGGCCGGCCCGGGUCCUUUUUUAAAUGUUUUGGACGUCUACAUAUUUGAUAGUUAUCUAUUUCUAUUUGUUCUGAUUGUUCUCCUGCGAAUAAAAAUAAAGUGACGAA